This is a messenger RNA of Epithele typhae, 453 nucleotides long. RefSeq lists its product as uncharacterized. Lineage: Eukaryota; Fungi; Basidiomycota; Agaricomycetes; Polyporales; Epitheliaceae. The coding region runs from base 1 to 453 and encodes 150 amino acids. The record is from RefSeq and is a predicted model, not a curated record. Gene Ontology annotation, cellular component: TIM23 mitochondrial import inner membrane translocase complex. Gene Ontology annotation, biological process: protein import into mitochondrial matrix. The transcript is spliced from 2 exons.
AUGUGCGCCGUCACCGCUCCCGGUGGCUCGCUGUGCGUUCAUGCUGAGAGCAGGCCGUUGGCAGACGCGAAGUACCGCCCACCAGGCGCAAGCGGGGGAGACGUCGCCGGCGUGGGCCACGCCACGUCUGGCUCGCUGACGGACAAGCUGACGCGGGAGAUGCGGAUGACGGCGGACGAGGCGCGGCUGAUCUUGAACGUGAAGAAGGAGGACUCGGCGGAGAAGGUACUGCAGAGCUACGAACACCUGUUCAAGGCGAAUUCUCCCCCGGCGCCGAAAGAGAAGCCCGCGUCAGCGCGGCAAGCUGCCCCUGCCCACUCACACUACCUCCAGUCGAAGGUGGUGCGCGCCAAGGAGCGGUUGGACGCAGAACUCAAGGCGGAUCUCGAAGCAGAAAACCCGGCCCCUCCUCCAGAACCCGAAGCGUCAAAUCAGCCCCCACCACCCUCAUAG